AUCCCACCUGACCACCUCAGAUGACGUAAGUGGCAUUACAGACGAGGGCUGAAGGUGACGUUCGAAAAGUAGCAGUAAUGGUACAGUUGUUGGAUUAAAGACAACAAAUAUGUCGGAUUUAUUGUGCAAGUGGCUCAACGAGGAGAUUCGGCUGUCGAAAGUUGUCGAACCAAAUACUUUCGCUAAGGACUUCUCCAGCGGUUAUCUCAUCGGUGAGGUUCUACAAAAAUAUGGGAUGCUUAAUGACGUCAGCGUGUUCACAAAGACAGACACCGCCAUGUCCAAACUCAACAAUUUCACUCACCUGGAGCCAACGAUCCAUCAGCUGGGCAUCGCCUUCGACCUAACCAUAGCUCAAGGGCUGAUGCAGGAGAAGGUGGGCGUGGCCACUCACCUCCUCUAUCAGCUGUACGUCUCACUGGAAAAGAGGAGGAAGUCCGACAUGAGCAAAGCAACCAUGGAAAUUAUGCAACCUGUGGCCAUCAAUACUGGCCUGCAGAAGAAAGAUCAGCAAGUUAUCUCAAAUCGACUCUCCCACAUUGUGGUAAAACGCGAUGCAGAGGGGAAGUUGCAGAAAAUUACUCAACACUACACUGAGAAGAAACGCUCUCCAAUGGACAAGUCAACCCAGAAGAAAAGCCAACACCAAGUCGAGGAUGAGAAGAGAGGCAGGAAGUUCUUUCGUCCAAAGUGCAGUGACAUUAUCAUGACUCCAAACCAGGCCACUGAGGUCCAAGUGCCCAAACCGCCUCCCUACUCUUCACUGGUCAACCUAAGGAGACAGAAGCAAGAUCAACGCAAAGAGCAACAAGCACAGGUAGUCCAGACUGAAAUUGCCCAGUUUGAGACCAACAGGAAGAGGUUAGCCACUUCAGGCUUUGCUUCCUCUUCAGGUGGUCUAGACGCUCCAGUGGGGGGCAGCACUCAAGGCCGUGGUGCAGGUGCAAAUGAGCUGAUACUCCAGUCCAGCAGCAAGUACAUUCAGGACAUCCGCCAGAGGUUGCAGGAGAAUGAAGCAGCUUCUGAGCAGAGAGAGAAAAGACGAAACAGAUGCUUGAUAGAGCAGCUCAAGGCCCACGAAGCUCAAGAGGAAAGAUGGCGGGAAGAGCAGCUGGUGAGGUAUCUGACCGGGCAGACUCUGCAAGAGAAACGUUUGGCUGUGCAGCUCCUCCAGAUGCGCAAGCAGAAAGAUGCAUUCCGGCAGAACCGCCUGCUCAUUGAGCAGCAGUUCCAGCAGCAGAGGGAGAAGGAAUUCCGGGAAGCUCUGGAAAGGGAGGCGGCCCUGACCAAACAAGCUCAGCUGGACCGUGCAGAGGAGAUUCAACUAGAGCUUGAAUUCUGCAGGAAGAUGGUUGAGGAUGGUGCUCAGAAAAGAUCCAAGAAACACCUUGAGAACUGCAAGGAUAUUUUGGAGCAGAUUGUGGACUUAGCUACCAAAGUUGGAGAAUAUCGCCUGCUCACCGCAAAUCGAAUCCCAGCGAAGUUGAUGCUUGAAUGGAAGGAAUUGCUGUUAAACGGUCUGCCUCUAUACGACCAGCCUGCACGGCCCACAUCACCAGACCCCGUAGAGCUUCAAAAACAGGAGCUCCUCAACGACCAGGACUAUGAUGAAUACACUAACAUGGUAGGAGAGUGGAUGUGGCCAGAGGAAGCCGGGGAGGCCAGUUCACUGCCAAGCCACAACAUGAUUCUCAGACAUGUCAUCUUGAGGCUGAUGAGCAUGGCCCCACCAUCAAGCCCAUCAUUGUCUCUUGGGCAAAAGAUCAAGGCGUGUGUCUUGGGCAAGUUUUGCUCUGGCAAGACCACAUGCCUGAAAAGAAUCGGUCAUGAGCUCAGCAUAUGUAUCCUAUCAGCAGACAAGCUAGUAGAAGAGGCCUUGACCGCUUACCAAAACGGAGAGGUCACAGAAGAAAUGGAAGACACAGAGAAUAAUAUAUCCCCCAGAGAGCUGGCACACGGUGAACAGGAAACAUCGGGCACAAAGUUGUCAGCCCGAGCGUUACUCGGAAAAGUUGCUGCAACAGUGCUGAGCGAAGGCAAAGUCAUACCUGAUGAGUUGUUGGUGGACAUUGUGGCGGAGGCUGUAAGUCUGAUUCCACCUGAAUCAGGAUGGAUCCUGGAUGGGUUUCCUGUCAAUGUUGACCAGGCAUAUCUGCUAGAGACUGCACUUUCCUCUCUGGACACCAAGAACGAAAGUGUGGGCAGAAAGAUAGACCUUGUCCUUGAUCCGAAUCCGCCGACUCCCCCACCCCCGCCACCAGCACUAGACUUGGCUGUGUUGUUAAAUAUUCCUGAUCACUGUGUUGCCAAGCGGGCCAUCCAUCGUACUGGUAGACCUGUUGACAGUAUUGCAGAGAAAAAACUGUAUGUGGCACAGAUUCCACACAGGAUCAAAGCAUUUCAAGACAACUGGCCCAGAUUGAAGGAAUGGUAUGGAAACGGUGGGAGGAAAAGCAUUUUGAUGCAGGUAAAUGCAGAUGUACCAAAGGAGGAGCUUUACAAGAACAUGAAAAAUAUCCUGCAGAAGACCAUAGUGCAAAAACAAGAAGCAUCUACAGUUGUGUUGGAGACCACACCGGAGGCCCCCCGUCCUGUGACACCUGUGCAGAUAGACCAAGAACCAACAGUCACAACUGAAGAGGUCAAAGAUGAAGAAUCAGAUUUAAGUCUAACUGAGGACAGAGAUAAAUCCCAGCCAAGUUCCCCAACAGAUCGAGCAGGUAAGUCGCCAGCUGACUCAUUACCUGAUGAGGAGUCGCAAGAAGCCCCUCCCGCUUCUUCCUCACCUGGCCCAGGUUCUUCUGGUUGGGUCUACGUGGAUGAGCCAGUGUCCUCGGAAAAGUCUGAAUAUCUGUUUCAACAAUGGGAGACAAUUUGUGAGUCCUAUGUGAGCAGUGUAAGGGCUGUGAUGCAAGAGCUACGCCUAGAACGCACUGUUAUUGACCAUCACUUAUAUGACGUCAGAGAGGAAUUCAGGCAAUACCUGGAGCGACCAGACCUGAAGCAGGAAUUAGUCUCUCAGUGGCAGAAGGACUACAACAGCAUCCCAGACGAUCUGAGACACAAUGAGGAGACCAAAGCCGAGCUAAAUCACCGCCUUGAUGACCUGCGAGAGCAUUUGUGGGACAUUGUUGACACGCACAAGGAGGACGAUGAGACACAAAGGGCUGUGCUCAUACGGGAGAAAUGGUUGGAGGAUCACACUAUUGUCCUUGUUAACCAUCAUUUAAGACUCAUACAGGUGGAAAUGACCCGCUUUCAGAGCACUCGUAAUGUUCUGAGAGAUUACUACCUGAGCGCUGGUCAACUAGACAUUGUGGACCCUAUCACCUUCCUGGAAAUGUCAGAUGCAGGAUUUUUAAGGACGCCCUGUGAGACCCUGAUUGCCAAACACGACGAGGUCCUCACAAUCAUAUCUAAAAUGGUGUCAGCAGAACCUCAGCAGGUGGACCUGAAGGCAAAAGAGUUGGAAUCAAUACAAGAGAAGGAGAGGGCCAUGGAGAAAGAGAGAGCCCAAGAGAAGGAAAAGGAGAAAGAAAAUAGCAAGACAAACAAAAAGAAUAAAGGGUCCCCAUCUCCUCCGCCUGCACCCAGCCCCACACCAGCUGCUGAGAAUGUUGUGGAGAAGACCCCUGUAGCUGUUAAAAUAGUCAAAAAUAAACUACUCAAAGAAUACACGGCUGCACUCAGACAUGAAGGGAGUGCAGCAAAGACUCGGAUUAAGCUUGUGAAAGGCCACGGCCUGGCAUUAGUGAACUCCCUGCAAAGCAGAGCUGAACAGAUCUUUAGUGACAUGCUGGACUGGUUAGAAGCACAUUAUGUUGCUGAAAUGAAUAGUAUUGCCCAACUAACAGAGGUGGUGCGUCACUACAUAGAGACUGCUGAUCAGCUUGAUAAUGAGUUGGUGCUGGAAAAUAUUUAUUUCUAUUUCAAUGGAGACUCACGACUGGUGCCAAGUCCACCGGCCCCACCAAGUCCUCUCGCAUCAGAGAAAAUAACACCAUCCACGCUGACCAUCCUUCAGCUGGAGUCACUUUACAACUCUUUCUGCAACGAGGCUGCAUCAGGCUUCAUUUCCAAUUCUGAUUUCUUCCGUCUGAUGAAUGACAUUGUCCCUUUUAAUGCCCUGCCCGAACCCUGGAUGACCAUGACUGACACACAGCUGAACGAAAUGAUCUCUCGGCUCUUGGAUGACUAUAAGCAGAUUGACUGGCGCCAGUUCCUGCUCAGUGCUGCUCUGCCUUGGCCGUUUCCUUCCCUAACGGCCCUGCUGAGUGCGCGCCAGCGUUUCCAGGAAGCAGACGCUGAAGGCUCAGGCUACAUAAGCGAGGAGCAAUAUCUGCAGACAGAGUUGUGGUUUCCCAGGGAGGACUCAUCUGAAAUGUCACAGUUUGAUCGUCAGGAAAAAAUACGCAAGUUAUUCUUCCAGGUGUUUGCAGACCACUCUGACCCACCGUCUCGUCUGUACUACAUGUCCAUGCUACUGUACUUCACCCCUGAUCCAGAUCCCAAACAAGGCUUCAUCAGAGCGCUGAGUGUAAUGACGGGACAUCAUCUCAAGUACCCUUCCUCUGAGCCUCUUGUCACAUCUGAGACCAGCCCAGAAGAGGCCAUGGUGCUCAGCUCCUCAGAGCCUGAAGAAGAGGACAAGAAGGUCAAGGAGGAAGAAGAAGAAGAAGUGGUGGAAGAAGAAGAAGUGGUGGUGGAAGAAGAAGAAGAGGACGAUGAAGAGGACGGAGAAGAAGACGAUGAAGAGUGUGCGUCAGUCAACAGUUUGGAGGAGCAGCAAAUCUCCAUCCCUGCUCUCCUUUCUGUCUUGUGCCCUGAAUUGAGCAGGAUUAAAGGUGGCACCCCCCUUCCUCAACACAGCUUGAGCCAGGAGGAGAACAAUGAGCAUCUGGUGCAGAUAUUCACAGAUCUGGGCUACAAUCCAGGAGAUAGUGUCCCUUUUUCGGUACUCUCGAAGUAUUCUAUAUUUCGGAACCUGAUCGACAGCAGAAACAACUACCUGUUCAUCGGCUUCCUUUCAUCGCCUUCUGUCCUUAACAGUCCUUCGUCCAUCACAAUCCACUCCUCUGUGUCUUCAGUACCACUUUGCAGCUCCCAGCUGUCCAACUCCAAGGACCUAUGGGGUCGCGUGAAGAAUAUUAUCCACCAAAUGGCAUUGCUAGCGGGGAAAAAAUGGAACCUUUAUAUCGCUAUGAUUUUGCCUUUUUUAAACAAUUCUGUUUGUCUAGUUUGAUUCAAGAAG
Molecule: messenger RNA, 5251 nt
Organism: Nerophis lumbriciformis (worm pipefish)
Lineage: Eukaryota; Metazoa; Chordata; Actinopteri; Syngnathiformes; Syngnathidae
Gene: spef2
Product: sperm flagellar 2
Biological process (GO): sperm axoneme assembly
Cellular component (GO): sperm midpiece; manchette
Molecular function (GO): protein binding
Source: RefSeq, a predicted model, not a curated record